GUGCUAUCCAGGGCUGACUGCGCUUUCACUUGGUAUGAGCCGCAACGGCGAUUGGCAUCCACCUGCAACUUACCUUAGCGACGUGACUUGAUCGAAUUCUCCUGAGGGUUGAGAAGUUUGCUGUUCUUGAGAAUUAGGGAUACGAACGGAUUACCUCCGCAUCCAGUACCUGGUAUUGUACCAAUACGGCACGCAACCACACAGACGCUGCCCUCCUUUUAUACCAACCGACCCACAUAAUCUUGAAACCUCGGAUCCCCCUUGGGCCCUGCAACCUGGGCGAAUCCCCACCCGCCGUGCGAGAUGGCGACUCGAGGGACUGUCAAAAGUCGUGUCAUGUCCUCUCAGACCUUUGGCAUCAUUACCGCGAUCAUGUUUUCCUUCCCUCGAGAUGUAACAGGACACGGCGGCCACGGAAUGUCGGAAAAGAUCGUGCAAGGAGAAGCGGCCAGUUCAGAUCCAAUGGUAUGUGAUAUUGGCAGAGGGAUACUUCGGAAUUGCGAGUAGGACGGCGAUGUUGACUGCAGAUUGUAGGACUCGAUAUUAUGGAUACAUAUCCUGUUGAUGAUGCUAAGUUUUGGCAUCAUCUUUCCCACGGGAAUGGUUCUGGGGGUAUGUAGCCAUCUCGGCCACUGCUAGGAGAACACAUCUAAUUGCAGGAGUAGAUGACGAAGAACCGAUUUCACGUACCAGUGCAAGUAACGGGAACGGUCAUUGCGAUAUUGGCAUACUUCUUGGGACACCUUCACAAAGGAAAGGAAUUUGCGUCGAAUGUGCACGCUGAUUUCGCCAAUUGGUUGAUGCUCAUGCUUGCCGUUCAAGUCACUUUUGGCAUCUACCUUAAAUUCCACAUCACAAAGGGGUUCCACGGUAAAAUCAGGAAGGUGGCGGUUUAUGGCCACGGAAUUGUCGGAAAGGCCAUGCCAGUGGUAGCUUGGACACAAAUGCUCUUUGGUGGUAUCACGGCCUUGGGAUUCUGUCGAGACGAUCACUUGGGACAAUGCCUUGCACAUUUCAUCAUGGGAAGUGCUUUCAUCGCAUACGGAAUCCUCCUCACCGUGGUUAUGCUGGUUGGUCAGCAUUGGUUGAAGCGAACGGGACGGUCACAAGAAUUCUUUGACUCCAUGGUUAUUGCUGCUUGGGGGUGCGUAAACACUUUCACUGAACACAGAUGGGGCGGAGCGUGGGUCGCCAAUGAUAUUCAACAUACCACAAUGGGAGUCAUCUGGUGGGCCGCGGGUCUUGCUGGGGUUUGGCUGAGCAGAAAGAGGGAUGGAUCUCCAAAGAGAAACUUCAUUCCCGGUUUUGUUAUCUUCAUGACUGGUUGGGCUAUGUCGGGUCAUCCACAACACUUGCCCCUCAGCACGAUGGUUCAUACCGUUUUUGGGUAUACAUUGAUGGCUGCAGGAUUAACCAGAAUUGUUGAGAUUGCGUUUGUCUUGAAAGACCAACACACUAUCUCUGAGGAUGGGGAAGCUAAUAGCUUCCAAUAUAUUCCAGCAUUCGUAAGUUUCCUGUCCAAACCUGUCGCAGAAUCAAUUCGACCAAGUACUGACGAACAUAGCUGUUAUAUGCAUCUGGAUUUCUCUUCAUGGGAGCUACAGAAGAACAAAUGCAACUCAUCUCAGAUGCUGGCAUAACCCACGUUUCUUACGUUCUGGUCUUGUAUAGUUUCUCUUUCAUCAUAUUCCUCUUCACGAAUAUGCUCCUUCACCUGUACGCGGUAAACUCGGCCCCAGCAGUUCCACCAAAGGACGGCGAGGCACCAGCGCGUGCGCCUCGAAUGGGAAAUCAUUCGCAUUCAGACUCGAGGCAAAUCAGGGAUGCAGAAGAAUUCGAACUAGCAGGUUUAAUGAGCGAUGACGAACCCCCGGAAACCCCUAGCGUGUACGGAAAGAUCGAAGGAAGGGUCGAGUAGGCAUUUUUAGGCAUGAUACCAAUAGGUGGUUCGAUACAAGUUUAUAGUUGGGAUCAUUGCAUGGCGUGCGGCGUUUUGGAUGUUUUGGAAAUAUAAUACAUUGUGAGAGUAUACGUAUCAAUCCUCCCUAUCAGUAUGUUCUUUCAGACGGAUUUUCUUGUCACUGUAGAGUAAUUAUCGGGUCACGAAGAUUUCGAUAGGGAGUCUGAAGAGCUGAGGGUGUGCUUGAUAGGAUAGACACACAGUGGUGCCAGCGAUGUUAGUGAUGUUUUUAAAAUGAUCAGUCGAGACGGACUCCGUUAGCAUGGCCCAACAAAUUCCAAAUCUCACGCUUGUUAAUUUUC
Molecule: messenger RNA, 2262 nt
Organism: Hymenoscyphus albidus
Lineage: Eukaryota; Fungi; Ascomycota; Leotiomycetes; Helotiales; Helotiaceae
Source: the annotation of a GenBank genome assembly